Messenger RNA from Aspergillus terreus NIH2624, 423 nucleotides. RefSeq lists its product as uncharacterized. The record is from RefSeq and is a predicted model, not a curated record. The coding region runs from base 1 to 423 and encodes 140 amino acids. NCBI's taxonomy places the organism in Eukaryota, Fungi, Ascomycota, Eurotiomycetes, Eurotiales, Aspergillaceae. The transcript has 2 exons.
AUGUCUGGCGAACACUCCUCCCAGAACAGCCACGGCACAAACACCCGAGGCGGCGCAGGCAUCGUUCCCACCCCCGCCAACAACGUCUCCGGCGGCAGCGGUCUGGGCGACAAGGGAUACCCCAAGGGUGGCGGGAUGGAAGGCCUCGGCCACGUUGCUACCGACCGACCUGCCGCGACGGAGGGCGAGUUCAAUAGCCUCAAGGAACAGAAGAGCAUGGCAGAGAAUCAUUUCAUGAACCGCAUGGAGGGACAUGGCAAACCGACGUGUUCGAAUGAGGACCAUAGCUUUGCGCAGCACAAGCCGGGUGGAUCGGAUACUUUGCCUGGAUGGAAUAAGGCCAAGGAUGCGGUGAACAAUAUGUUCGUUGCCCACGCUCUUAUUGUUGGUCAGAUUGUGCUAACUUGCAGCAGGUUUGGGUAG